AUGAAGAGGGGUCCUCCGUGGCCCCGUCGGAUUGGCUAUUUUGAUGCGCGGGGAGCAGCAGCACACAACGGGCGGACCACCAAGAGCAGCAGAGCGAGAGAUGGGACGGGUUCGGACCCGUCACCCGCCCAGCCGCAGCCGCAAAAUCAAAGGUCUUAUUUCGAUGCGCCUUUACCUAACCUCCCCUGCUGGCCUGCUCCUUCCGCCAAUGCCGCUGCGUUCGCCGCCACCGGCGGCGCGCGCCGCGCCGUUCAAUCCUCCGCGGCGGGAACCGCGGCGGGAUCUGCGGAGUCGGCGCAGCAAGGGACGGUGUCGGUGGGGGUGGACGUGGAGGAAGGGGAGGACGGCGGACACGUGGGACCAAUGAUGAGCCGCCAGCUGUUGCGGACGGCGCGUGGCGGCGAGCUGAGCGACGACGAGGAAGAGGUGGACGGCAUCGCGGCAAUCCCGAAAAUUCGACGAGUGCCGGAGCAGGAGCAGCGGAUGCUAGCGGCGGUGGACAUGGGCACCAACUCGUUCCACAUGGUCGUCGUUAAAGCCGACAACAAGGGGCGCUUCGAGAUCGAGGACGUGGAGAAGGAGGACGUGCGCCUCGGCAUGCGGCAGGCGGAGGAGCGCGCGCUGGCGGCCGUGCGACGGCUGAAGCAGAUCGCGAAAACGCGUGGCGCGGCGAUGCGCGUCGUUGCCACGUCAGCAGUGCGCGAGGCGCGCAACCGACGGUCGUUCGUGCGCCGCGUGCUGGACACCACCGGGAUCGACGUGGAGGUGCUAUCCGGCCAGGAAGAAGCCUGCCUUAUCUACCUCGGUCCUCCCAGUGACCUCAAGAAGGUGCUCACGGUGGACAUAGGAGGCGUGAUUGAAGAAGUUGCUGACUGUGGGCAUUGGAGGCGGGUCAUAAACUCGUACACUCACUCGCUCACCUUCUCUUAUUCUCUUUUCCUCCCCUUUCACCAUCUCUCUCCCCCAGGCCCUCCCAGUGUAUCACAAGACGUGUAUCACAAGACGGUGCUCACGGUCGACAUUGGAGGCGGGUCAACGGAAUUUGUGAUUGGUCGGGAGGGCAAGCCGCUCUUUGCCACGUCACUCAAGCUGGGCCACAUUCGCCUCACCGAGAAGUUUGCAUCGGGUGGGCUGUCCAAGAGUCAGCAGAUUCUGGAGAUGCGGCGAUACGUGCGCGUGCUGCUGGCCGACUCGGGCGUGCUGGAGGCUGUUCUGCGGCGCCUGGCCGACCUGAAGGACCGUGAAUUCACCCUGGAAGAGCUCUCCGCCGUGGUUAAGAAGAUCUGCAAGGCAAAAACCCCGGACGCGCGCGCGAAGCUGCCCGGGCUGCCCGAGAAGCGCGCGGACGUGAUCCUGGGCGGCGCGAUUCUCCUGGAGGAGAUCUUUUUGGCCAUGGGGAUUGAAAAGAUGCGCGUGUCUCCGUAUGCUCUGAGGGAGGGCGUGAUUGUGGACACUCUGUCUCGCACCUUCACGGACUUCAGCAUCACUCCUGACUUGCGGAGGAGCUCGGUGCUGAAGAUGGCCGGGAAGUUUAAUACUGGGCUGCGAAAGGAGUCGGCUAAGCACUGCGCGCGCCUGGCCCAGCAAAUCCUGGCAGGUAUGCAGACGUGCAAGAUGGGCGGCUCAGAUUGCGUGUCGCCGAUGAUGGCUCUUUUGGACGGCAACGAUUUCGAGGUGCUGGAGGCGGCCACAGUGCUGCACUAUGUGGGCAUGUUCAUCUCCCACAAGGGCUACCACAAGCACUCGUACUACUUGAUUAAGCUCUUCCCCACCCUUCCUCUGCUCGCCGCCCUUCUGACCCCCACCCUUCCUCUGCUCGCCGCCCGUCCGACCCGCACAACCCCUCCUCCCCUUCCGCCCCUCCGCCCUUCACCGUUCCGCAGAACCCCAGCAUUCGGAGCAGCUGCUGGGGUACUCACCCAUGGAAGUCGAGAGCAGCUGCUGGGGUACUCACCCAUGGAAGUCGAGAUGAUUGCCCUGCUAGUACGCCACCACCGCAAGCGCCCACCCUCCACCAAGGACGAGGACUUUGCCAAGCUGCCCCCCGUGGUGCAGCAGAAGAUCCGAGCCCUCUGCGCCAUCAUGCGCAUCGCUGUAGCCCUUGAUCGCUGCUACACGGGCGCUGCUGCCAGCGUGCUCGUGCUGCAGGACGACGACUCUUGUGUGCUGGCGGUGACCCCGGCAGUGGAUCCCCUCACAGGGGCGGCACAGGACGUGUCUCUGGAGAUGUGGGCGGCACGGGGCGAGCUUGAGUACUUCCACAAGAUAUUGAAGAAGGCGCAGUCCAUUGCCAUUGCGGAUGACCUUGACGCGGACCCGCUCCUCGCAGAGCCCGCUAAGAGAGGAGCCUUUCCAGUCGGCUCAAAAGUUCCCCCCGUUCUCCCUCCUGCUACCCACGCUCUGCAGAUAUUUAAGAAGGCACCGUCCAUAGUCAUUGCGGAUGACCUUGACACCGACCUGCUGCUGGCAGAGCAGUCCAGGAGCCUCAGCUCUUAA
Molecule: messenger RNA, 2496 nt
Organism: Closterium sp. NIES-65
Lineage: Eukaryota; Viridiplantae; Streptophyta; Zygnematophyceae; Desmidiales; Closteriaceae
Source: the annotation of a GenBank genome assembly